CACCACGAGAAGAUGGGCAUCUCGACGCGAGAAGUCGGCGCACCAAAGUUUCCAGCUCGUGGCGGCUACGAUGGCAGCUACUCUGGAAGCGGAGGUGGCCGAGGACGUUCAAGGACGGGGAAACACUUUCAUCGAACAUCACUUUUGAUAAAAGCUUUUAAUCAUAAAUUUCGGUUAGACUUGGAAUUAAAUACACAAUUACUAGCUCCUAAUAUUGUACAGAAACACUAUCUCCCCAGUGGGUUCGCGCAGGAUUCACAUCGAGAAAUCGAACACUGCUACUACCAUGGUACGGUCAAGGACUACCCGGGAGCUAGUGCCGCCUUCCACACCUGCAACGGCGUCAGCGGGGUGAUACACGUCGGGAACGAAACCUUUGUUAUACAUCCAUUUUAUGGGGGCGAUCUGUCGCAGAAACAUCCACAUGUUAUCUUCGAGGCACGUACAAAAUCAAACAAGGGCUGUGCUAAUUCCGGCAAUCUGGAGUGGCGGACGCGGUCGAUCCGCCGGCAGGGUGGCCACCACUCGGGCCUGGUGGAAUCGGUGGACGCGAACGGUGCCGGACGGUACCGGCGGGACGUGCGCGAAACCACCAAGUACAUCGAAACGGCGCUCAUCAUCGACAAGGCGAUGUUUCAGAAGCGCAACGGCAGCACCCGGGCCGAGGUGGUGCACGAUGCCAUCCAGGUGGCGAAUAUUGCCGAUCUGUACUUUCGUACGCUCAACACACGCGUAUCGGUUGUAUAUAUAGAGACGUGGCAGGGCCAGAACCAGGCACAGAUCGACGGUGGCAAGGAUAUUAGUAAAGCAAUAUCUAAUUUUAAUGAUUAUACAUCUAGGAAUUUAUAUAAAAUAGAUAAGGAUACGACGCAGCUGCUAACGGGUGAAACGUUCGCCGGCGGCGAAGCGGGCAUGUCCGUGCCGGAAACCGUCUGCACCCCGAAAGCAGUCGGCAUUAGUGUAGAUAUCAAUACGUACGAGCCGCACCUGCUUGCGGGAACGAUGGCGCACAUGAUCGGACACAACAUCGGCAUGGGUCACGACGACAACCGUGACGAGUGCAUUUGUCGUGACUGGCACGGCUGUAUAAUGUCCCAGUCAAUUGUCGGUUUGGAGAACGUCCAGCCGUAUAAAUUCUCCGAGUGCAGUCGAUUGGACUAUAUUGAUGCACUGCGGAUCGGACACGGCCUCUGUUUAUUGAAUAAACCGAACGAGGUCGAACUCCGCAAGAACUGCGGCAACGGGAUUGUCGAAGACGACGAAGAGUGCGAUUGCGGCAGCGCUCUGGACUGCGACAAGACGGACCCGUGCUGCGAUGGCAUCACCUGCAAGCUGAAAAAGGAGUCCCAGUGCGCCACUGGACCAUGCUGUGAUAAAUGUAUUCUAAAGCCUCCGGGCGUGAUCUGCCGGGAUGCGCACAACGAGUGCGACCUGCCGGAGUACUGCAACGGGGAAUCCGGACAGUGUCCGCCCGAUGUACAUAAGAAGAACGGGAACCCAUGCGGGAUGAACGCGACCGGAUUUUCCACCGGUUACUGUUUCAACGGAGUCUGCCCGACGACGGCGGCCCAGUGCGAACGGAUCUGGGGCUACAGCGGCACCGGAGCCGAUCGGGUUUGCUACGAGCAGUUCAACUCGAAGGGUUCAAUCAAUGGACACUGCGGGAAGGACACCACCGGCAACUACAUCAAGUGCGAACCGGAGAACAUCCAGUGCGGUUCGCUGCAAUGCAAGGACGGCGAUCGGACGCCGGUGGAGGACUGCAGCGACCAUCUUUACUCUAGGGCAAUUAUUUCAAUUAAGGGCAUCGAGUACGAGUGCAAGUCGAUCACCGGUUCGUCAACGGGCGCGGCCACACCACCGUUCGGGCUGGUUCGCGACGGCACCCCGUGCGGUGACAAUCUGAUCUGCGUCAACCAGACCUGCGUCAGCAUUUUCCCGUACAUCGACCAGACCAAGUGCCCCAGCAAUCACAACAAUCUGGAGUGCUCCGGGAACGGGGAUUGCACCAACACAAACAAGUGCUUUUGCAAGUUCGGCUGGACCGGACCGGACUGCUCGAUACAGGCUCAUAUCACAACGACGUACGCAUCCCCGGUAACGUCCACCACGCCGGAGGGUCUCUCCGCCGUAAUGGAAAAGAAAACCACUCGCUACGCAAACUACCACGGCUCAAACACAGUGUUUCUAGUCGGUGUGUUAAUGUCGGUUGUUGGGGGUGUUUUUGUAACGUUUGCUCUGAUGGCUUUGUGCUACAGGUCAGUUGUAGUACAUAAUAACUUCUCCUUGUGCCUAAGAAAGAAAACCACUCGCCUUAAAUACGACCCGCCGUACGUGAAGAAACCGAUGGCCAAGUACAUGGGCGGGGCCGCCAACGCUAACCACCACUCCCAGGACGAUAUCUCGCUCGAGGGCUCCAACAAGAUGAUGUUCGGCAACCAGACGACGCAGUUUAGGGAUCACAAAUCGAUCCGCAGGAUGACUGGCACCUCGGGCAGCGAAGAGGAUCCAACGCAUUCCGGCGAAGAAGAGACAGUAUCGUUCAUCGAUCUACCCCCAAACAAUAUCUCGAAACUUCCAGAAAAGGGCAUACUUAAAAAGCACGGAUUCGGCCUAGUGCUGGCCGACGGCGGCAAUAAAGAAAAGUGGCCCGACGAUACACAGUCCGAUAAUCUCGAAUUGAUAGCUCAGCAAGAAUCCACUAUUCCUCCAUCAGGUGGCCAGGCGGGCGCAGCGGUCGUCGGUCCCGUAUCGGACGUCGAGCGUACGAUGAAGAGUCUCAAUGGUUAUCACGAGGAUAUCCUCGAAGCCCUCCGACGAUCGGCGGCCCAGGUGCCGCGCAGUAGCGCCAACACGCCAUCCGGCAGCAUCAGCGAAGAACUGCUCCGGAAGACCCUGUCCGAUUGUGUCGCCCUACAGCUGGGGGCACCCAGCGUCUACGCGACCGAGCGGGACCGGGAGUACAAACGUAGCAGUAGUUCACGGACCGGCUCCAAGGAGAACAUCUGCGAUCCCCAGCAGCACAUACUGAGCGAUACCGGGGCCACCUCGGCCCUGCUGCAGCACCAUCGCCAACAGCAGCAACACCCUCAGGACGAAGACGACACACCGACGGCCGGCCCGUUACGUAUCCGAAACCUGGAAGAUCUGAUACGGCAGCUGGAGCAUCACUCGUCGCGCCACAUGAGCCCCAGCGGGUCCGAAGAUAUCCGCAUGUCCGAAACCGAAGUCGAUCGCCACUAUAGAGUAGAUAGUUCAGCCGCUUGUAGUGAAUCAUCGCAUGGCUCAAACCAACAACUAGCUCAAACGCAGAAAACUGCCACUAUACUGCCGCCCUACAGUAGCCGCUGCCGUCAGCCACGUUCCGAUGACGAGUCCCGGUUUUCGUACGGUGGUGGCCCCGGAAGCAGCGGUACCGGCCGUUACCGCCAUCCGGCGAGCCGCCACCCAGCCCAUCAAUCACACUCGCCCCAUUCGCCUCAUUCGUUCGCCCAUCACACUCACCACGGGCACGCGCACGGACAUUCUUCGCACGCGGGCCACUCGUCUCACCACUCGUCCCACACGCAUCUGCACCAGGACGACGAGGGCAUCUACGAGAGUGCCGACCCGCACCCGGUUCAUCCGGUUCACUCGCACGAUCGCAACGCACUGAGCGACCAGCGGGACACCAACGAUAGCGAAAGUGAUGACUUAUUUCAAGCUCAACAACAGUUAGCCCGAUGGGCGAGUGAGGACGUGGUUUCCGUGGUGGUAAUGGAGCAAGGAUCGGAUUCGUCCCACGCGCAAGGUCCAUCAUCAGCCAGUACCAUGCACGGCCAUAUUCAACAACAUCCAUCGCAUCAGCAACAGCAGUCGCAUCACGACAGCCAUCCUACCACCACCAGCAGCAACGUCAAUGGAGUACAAGCAAUGGGCAGCUGUCACAAUAUCAACAGUUUGAGCCACCAGCUGGUGAACAGCAGAGACUACUAUCCUUCGCCACCCUCCACCGAGACCGAGAGCAGUGGAAGCGUAAUACAGCCGUCGAGACGUGGACCCAUUAUGCCAGGCCCCGGACCAGACGGAAAUCAUAUAAUGGAGAGUACAGGUCGCUAUCCCGAAUAUAAACACUGA
Sabethes cyaneus is the source of this 4116-nucleotide messenger RNA. It is a transcript of the gene mmd, whose product is annotated as disintegrin and metalloproteinase domain-containing protein 30. The transcript is spliced from 20 exons. Gene Ontology annotation, biological process: membrane protein ectodomain proteolysis. NCBI's taxonomy places the organism in Eukaryota, Metazoa, Arthropoda, Insecta, Diptera, Culicidae. Gene Ontology annotation, molecular function: metalloendopeptidase activity. The coding region runs from base 13 to 4116 and encodes 1367 amino acids. The record is from RefSeq and is a predicted model, not a curated record.